Molecule: messenger RNA, 4168 nt
Organism: Heterobilharzia americana
Lineage: Eukaryota; Metazoa; Platyhelminthes; Trematoda; Strigeidida; Schistosomatidae
Source: the annotation of a GenBank genome assembly
GGAGUAUACUUUCCAACAGGUAACGUUACAUCAGCUGGGAUGUCUGUAAAGUCCCACAUGCCUAACACUGUCAAUUUUCAAGAUUGCGAGAUAUACAAGACUGGUUUCACAAGCCUUGACUGCAUGCGAAGGGAUGGCAAGUUAUGUGACAUAACUUUGAUUGCUGAUGCCAACCGUUUCACUGCUCACAAAGUCGUUUUGGCUGCUACGAUACCCUUUUUCAAUGGGAUGUUUUUAAGUAACAUGUCAGAAUCAGUUAAAAGUGAAGUUUCAAUUCAUGGACUUGAUGCUUGUGCUUUAGAAGCGUUCAUCGGUUAUGCGUACACCGGCCUGGUGCAAAUUACUCCUCGUAACGUGCAAUCUAUUUUAAUCGGAGCCAACUUUCUACAGCUUAAUACUGUUCGAAAUAUCUGUUGCCGGUAUAUUAGCGAAAGACUGACUAUUGAUACAGUCUUACCAAUAAGAAGCUUAGCUCAAAGUUUUCUAUGCACGGAUUUAGUAUCUUCAUGUGAAACAUAUAUUUAUGAGAACUUUGAAGCUGUUGCUCGAACAAGUUCAUUUUUCCAUCUUGACGGAACUGAAUUGAUGGAAUUACUGGAGUCAGAUGAAUUACAUGUCAGCAGUGAAGAAAGAUUGUUUCACAUUGUCAUGUCGUGGGUUGAAUUUGAAGAAAAGCCAAAUUUUAAUCCUGAAACAAAUUCAAUUGUAUCUGAAUCCGUCAGUUCCACUGAAUUAUCUGAUAGUUAUGCUAUUGAUCCAAAUAUAAGAAAAACUUGGGAUUCUAAUGAUGUUGGCCUUCGGGGAUCGUGUUCUGGUGGAUUUGUACCUUCCUUACACCAUACAUCUGACCCUUAUUCAUCUCAAAUAAACAAUGACAAACCUUGCAGACCUCGCACUGAUUAUCUCCCAUGUCUAAUCAGGAGAAUCAGAUUACCAAUUAUUCCAGUUAAUUUUAUUUUUGCUGUCAUUUCUCGACACGAUCUCAUUCGUCAGGAUAUUCGUUGUAGAGAUAUUCUAGAUGAGGUACGUGAUAUGCUUUUUAUGCCGGGACAGGCAUCAAAAUUCUUUAAUUGUCGACCUCGAAGAUGUCAAGAUAUCUUUGGUAUGAUCUAUGCUGUUGGAGGUUUAACUGCAGACUUAGAAUGUCAUGGAGUUGUUGAAACCUAUCAUCCUUCGCUUGGUCGUUGGGAAUUAUCGGAAAGCAUGAUUUCUAAGCGUAGUCGUAUUGGAGUAGUUGCUUUAAACGGACUGCUGUACGCUAUUGGAGGUUUCGAUGGAACUUCAAGACUAAACACAACAGAGGUAUAUAACCCAAAAACUAAAGUAUGGAAAACUGUUGCACCAAUGAUUUGUCGACGUAGUGCAGCAGGAGCUGCUGCAUAUGAUGGACGUUUGUAUGUAUGUGGUGGGUAUAACGGACAAACAUCUUUACGUACUUGUGAAAUGUACACCCCAGAACAAGAUACGUGGCAGUUGAUACCGAGCAUGAAUGAACCGAGAUCUGCUGGUGGUCUUGUUGCACUUAAUGGUCGUCUUUAUGCUAUUGGUGGACAUAAUGGUUUAGCGGUUUUCUCAACAGUUGAAUGUUAUGAUAAACGCGAAGGUGUACUUGUAAAACGUCCAACAUCUUCAAGAUAUGAAACUACUUCUCAUACAUCUACUAUUCAACAGAAUAAUACUAGUGGUUGGUAUUCAGUUGCAAGUAUGUUACACAGGCGUUGUCGACAUGGUGCCGCUGCAAUUCGGGAUCGCAUCAUUGUUGCUGGUGGUUAUGAUGGUGCUUCUUUUCUUCAAAGUGUUGAAAUGUUUGAUCCAACAGUUGGUCCUGAUUGUAAUGGUUUACUUGGCCAAUGGACCGAAAUAACAUCAUUGUCAGUUCCUCGUUCUCGAGUUGGAUUGGCUGUAACUGCCGGUUGUUUGUAUGCAAUAGGUGGAUACGAUGGUACUACUCAGCUACGGACAGUUGAAUGUUUUAAACCUGUUGAUCAAAAUGACUAUGAACAAUUGUCAAAUGAAACUUGUCGAUUAAAACAUGAUACACCAUUUAAUUUACUCUGUAAACGUGCUACAUCAUCAAUUGUUGCUGGUGGUAAUGGUUGUUGUAGCACUGGUGGUGAUGUUACUCCUGAAAUUCCUAAAUUUCUUUACAAUUCUGAUAAUCUUUCGUGUUCUAAUAAUUCAGAUAUUGAGUCAAUUUCUUCAUUAAAUUCAACUGAAGGGUAUACAUUUGGAGAUACAAGAAAUCAGGUGCCUAUCGUAUUAGAAAAACCCAAACGUCGUGCAAAUAAUCCUAAAGUAUCAGUUUCAUCUGGUACUGCUGCUGGAGGUGGGGGUAUGACUUCAACAUCUUCCACAUCUUCAUCGAAUCCGUUUGCCGAUUGGCAGUGGUCAUUCGCACCACCCUUGAUUGCUCAUGAAGGAUGGGUUGGUAUAUGUGUUCUUCCAUUAGAUCAAUCACCACAGACGACAACUGAAUCUGAUUGUAAUUUAUACGAUAUUAGAAAAUAUUGAAUAUUCUUUUGUUUCUUCCCUGUCAACUGUCUUACCCAAGGAUAGAUUUAUUACUAAUGUUACUUGUUGACAUGUUAUGCAUACUAUUUUGGUGACAUUCACGUAUGUAUCAUUUUAUGGCAUUUGUGUAUGUAUGUGUUACUUAUCGGUGCUUUUAGUAUCGAAUAUGUGCAAUAUACCUUAACUAAAAUCUUUUUGUAAGUACACUGUGGUGUAUAAACUCUUGAUGAUAAUUUUUCUCCAUAGUAGUAAGUGGAUUUGUUCCUUGUUUUCUUCAUUUUGUGUGCAUGUGUUUGUAAAUAAUUGGUUGAUUAUUUGAUGGUAUAACUCCUUACCGUUACUUCUUUUGUUUAACAUUAGUUUAUAGACUUUUCAUUCUCUUCUUUCCUUUUGAUUCCUUUGUUUCAUUUUACUUAUUUGUGUGUGUGUAUAUUUGUGUAUGUUCAGGUGUAGUAUAUCAACUCAACUGAUAACCACGUUAGCAUAUUGUAUUCACAUUGGGUGAUGGUUGAAGGUAAAAUGAAAAUUUGGACCGCUGCCGGAUUCGAACCAGUGACCACCGGUCACCGAUCAUCUCAUCUUCAAUCAUCACCCAGUAUAAAUACUUGUCUACCAAACUACGGUUAUCUCAGAUAGUCAAAUGAUAUUGUAUUCAAUCAUCACUAGUUAUUAUCACUUCAGAGAUAUUUUCUUUCACUGUUGGCUGAUGAAUUAUUCCACGCUGUUAAAUCGAAUAGUUGAUAGAUGGAUACCUUUCACACAAUACUGUUUCAAUACUUACUGUUUUGUAAGCUUUACUACUCUGCAUUCUCAUAAUCACUUUCGACUUUACGAUAUCUACAUUCAUAUGUCUGUUUUACUUUCUUCCUGUCUGUCUGCUUUCCUUUUCUUGUCUGUCGGUCUGUCUAUUUCUAUAUUUCUUAUCCCUUUAGUGGGACCAAGAUAUUACCUACUCGUCUAGUCAUUCACUUGAUAUUUCUCAAAGGAAAUAACAUUUCUUCCAUUGUGUUUUUCUUCGUCAUUUGUUUGCUUGUUUUCUUUUCGACUUGGUUCUCGAAGCCAAAAUAUAAAAAACUUACUGAUUAUCUGUGUAAACACGAAGGUCAUUGACUUGGUUUAGUUUUCUAUUCCAUUUUCUUAUGUGUGUAUAUGUGUGUCUAGAUGUUUGUUUGGUCGAAAAAUCUAAAUAAAUAAAUCAAUAUUCAAAAUUUGUUUCUACCUAAAAUGUUUUCUUGUUAUGUAUGUAACCAUGCUGAGAAAUUCAACUAAAGGACUUUGCUGUUUUUUGCUUUUCUGUGAAAACAUUACUUUCAUUAUUAUUAUUAUCAUUAUUUUUCUUUGAGUUCGAAUUUUAUAAUUUCACUUUCUCUGUAUAAAGUUGUAAUGUUUUGCGUUUAAUGUGAUUUGUCUGUUAAAUAAAUAACAAUACCGAAAAUACCUAUUAUGACGUUAGAAACAAACAGAAGUUCAGUGAAGGUAACGGUUUUUUGCAAUUUCAUUAUUAACAAAUCACAAGAAAGUAUCAAACUUGAAGGCUAACAAAGUAUCAAAGUAACAUAAUUGAACUAUAAGUGUUAAGCUAUAGAGAAUGAAUUCACCGGAAUGGUGUAUUCGUUGAACUAGUUGUUUUCUAGGAAUAAAUGCAUGUUGUACUGAC